This is a messenger RNA of Leptinotarsa decemlineata (Colorado potato beetle), 2008 nucleotides long. RefSeq names its product apoptotic chromatin condensation inducer acinus (gene Acn). Gene Ontology annotation, cellular component: ASAP complex; precatalytic spliceosome. The record is from RefSeq and is a predicted model, not a curated record. Gene Ontology annotation, biological process: RNA splicing. NCBI's taxonomy places the organism in Eukaryota, Metazoa, Arthropoda, Insecta, Coleoptera, Chrysomelidae. Gene Ontology annotation, molecular function: RNA binding.
GAAAAUUAAGAAGAAGAUCAAUGAAAAAUUGAUUAUGUCAAAUGUCAAAUUCCAUCAGCAAAGUUAUAAAGGGAAUUAUUAUUAUAUUUUAGGUUGUGGCUUUAUAAAAGUGGUUUUCAAUCCGUUUUCCAACUAGUUUCUUUUAUGUAAUAAAAGUACCAUAUUUCUGCACUCAACAAUGCGUCGCAAAGGAUCUAGGAAUUCUAGAAAAUCUGCUAGUGAAAAGGAAGAUCCUCUUGAUUCAUCCAUGGGCGACAGCAAUGGACAAUCUAUCAAAAGACUUUCUAGAUUUGAUAGUAAACCUGUAAAUGAAAAUAAUGAACAAAGUACUGAGUGCAAUAAUCCUGAUCAAGGAAGUGAAAUCGUACAGAACACAUCAACUGAUCCAGAAAAUGUUUCAAAUGAAAUUAAUAAUUCAGUAAGUGAUAAUAAGGAAGAAAAUGAAAAGGAUCUUAAAUGUCAACAGGAUGGUGACAAUGAAGAAGAGAAGGAUAUUAAAGGUAAGUCUAAAGGUAAAAGUAACAAAAAAGUUGAACAGUCACGGAGUAGCAAACCUGAAAUUGAAAAUGACAAUGUUCAGGGGUCAAUCCAGUCACCCCCUAAAGAUAAUGAUGAAAGUAUAGAGAACUCCAGUGGAACUGCGCAAGCAAAUACACACGAGAAUCCAGAACCAAAUGAUGGAAACAUUGCUAGGGAAAUAGUGAACGAACAAGGAAGUGAAAGUUCAACCCAAGCAAACUUUGAAAGUGCAUAUGUUCAAGAUGGUGAUGUUUCGAGUGAAAUUCCUAAUGAAGGAACUCAAAGCAGCAACAACAUAAAUGAAUCGAUCAGUUGCGGAGAAAGAUCAACUACUCCUGAAAUAAAACAUAACGCAUCUAAAUCAGAUGCUCUAGUUAGGAGCCAGUCGGAUGAUAAUGAUAGGAAAUCAACUGGAGAAAAGAAACGAAUAAUUCUUCGCAGAUCUUUACCAAAAAGCACACAAGAAAACGACGAUUCAAAAAAAUUUAAUCAGGAUGAAAACAUCAAAGAUAUACCCCGAAAAAAAAUUGUUCUUAAACGUCUCACACCUGGUGAAAAAGCAGGGGGCGAGAAAAAUUCUUCUGUUGAUGAGAAACCUGAAGAAGAUUCAAAGAAUAUUAGACGAAGGGAAUCUUCAACAAGUGAGGAAAGUGUAGAGAAAAAGAGAAGAUUGAGUAGUCAGAGUGAAGAGAGGGUAGCUACACAAGAGAAACUAAACAAACCUAUUGCACCCAUUAGAAAAGUAAAAUUGCUCAGACACGUCCCCCAACCAAGAGACAGCCAAGGCGACAAAAGCGCUCAGAGAACUCGCCGGCAUCUUUGGGGCAAAAGUGAUUCGCUGAAUAAUUUGUCAGCUACAACAUUCAAGAUUGAUGUAGACGCCAUCAAAAUAGUGUGUCCAUCUCUUGAGUUUCUCAAAGAAUCUGAGGUUAAACUAGAUUCAGUACCCAGAGUGCAAACCAAAUCUGAGAGUGAAACAGUCAAAAGGAAACUUUCCACAGAAAAAUCCGAGGACGAGAAAUUCAAGAGGCAGGUUUCUGAGGAAACUACGGAAGAACAAAAAUCUGAAACUAAUCAGAAUAUUAUAGCUCUCAAUAGAAAGAUUAGCAUUGUAGAUGACACUAUCAGUAAAAUGAGACCUCCGCCGAGCCCUGCGAAAAACUCUCGCUCUGACAUAUUGUACAUAACAAACUUGGUGAGACCUUUCACAGUUAAGCAGUUGAAAGAGCUACUAGAGAGGACGGGGAAGAUUCGUGAAGAUGGAUUUUGGACGGACCGGAUCAAGUCAAAAUGUUAUGUUCAGUAUGAAUCUGAAGAAGAGGCAGAGGCUACCAGAAAUGCCCUUCAUGGUAUCUUCUGGCCCAUAGGGAAUGGAAAGCGACUAGUCAUUGAUUACGCAACAGCAGAAGAUAUGGAGAAGGCAAGGAAACCAGUUCCAGCUGAAGUAGCUCCUGUUCUACCUGAGAAAUUACCUGAAAAAGAAAACAGG